Fusarium sp. VM40 is the source of this 1845-nucleotide messenger RNA. The record is from the annotation of a GenBank genome assembly. Lineage: Eukaryota; Fungi; Ascomycota; Sordariomycetes; Hypocreales; Nectriaceae.
AUGGAGAUGGAUAACAAGAGUCAACCGACUACAGAGGAAAAGGGCAAGAUACAUGCGAAGGGGCACAGUGAGGCUGAAGCUAACAACACAAAGCAGGAUGACAAGUAUACGCGGCCUCCGCGCAUCAGUUUCGGCGUCGAGUUGGAAUUCCUCAUGCCGGCCUCGCCAAAGGAUGUGGAAUCGGACGACAAGAUUCCCGGCAUCGCUCCAAUUACGUAUGAGAUGUGCGCUUAUGAAGUCGUUAUCGACCUGUUGCGGGACCAUGGCAUCUACGCAGAAGGGCGUCACGACCACUCAGUACCAGGGCAUCCAUGGAUCGUCAAGACGGAUGGUUCGGUCGAUGAGGAUGGAGGAAGGACUGAGCCUCCCAUGUACUCUUGGGAAUCUGUGGAGAUUGCGAGUCCGCCCAUGUAUGCUUGCGAUGAGGCAUACAGGCUUGUGUCGGCGGUUGUUCGACUACUGACCACCAAACUUCGUGUCCGGGUCAACACAUCUUGCGGCCUCCAUGUUCAUGUUGGCAAUGGGCCCCAUCCGCUCGACAUACGUGCGGCGAGGAACUACGCGGCUCUUCUGUGGGCUUCUGAGCCGGUGUUGUCGACUUUGCAGUGCCCUACACGAAGUUUCGCAGGCUGGUCUAGGUCUAUUCGACGCUGGGAUGGCAUUCGCUUGACUGAGGGCACGACCGCGGAUAUGGCUCGCAGUAUAGUCGCAGAAUCAGGAUUCGUUGCUCGCCAUCUUGCACGAGCGAGGUAUCUGGGUGAAAGCCCUGUUGCUUCCAGGGCGCAGCUGCGCCAACGUAUACGGAAAGUUAUAGAAAGGAACCAUGGCGACCAUAUAUACCUGGACCCGAUAUGCGAAAGUGACGACUCGGAUUUUGAGGGCCAUAGUAGCGAACCAUUUGAGCGUCCAAGAAAGGCCAAAGAUGUGCAGCGUCGAGUAAGAAUUAUUCCAUAUGAGCAGGAAAUGGGCUCGGAAGUCAACGAUGCUCGCCUGGAUAGCGAGUCUAUCCGUUGCGAACUGCCUCCUCGGGUUGGCUUUCGAGUGCACCAGUUGGAGGGUUAUAGCCCAUCAUCUAGUUCAGCACCUUUGUUGGACGAAGGACGCACGAAGAAGAAAGCCGUGUCUCUUGAAGAAGUAAGAGCUAUCCCAUCAGAGAGAUACAACAUAACUGAACUCUCCCACGAGCAAAGACCCAAUCCCAACACGAAACUGGCCUGGAAAGGGGUUGCUGAGAUCAUGGCCUGCGACUUUGGAGUCCAUCAGAUUGCGCACUUGAUGACUGAAGCUGGCGGUCAUAAAGGGUACAGCAGCAACUGGAAAGGACAGCUCGGAGAUACCCUGCUACGUGAUCCCCAGAACGCGGCCGCCUCUACCAACCCCACUGUCGAGGCCCGUCUCGGGGGUGGUAGUCUUGAUGCCGAAUGGAUCGUCAUCUGGAUCAAGAUUCAGUGUCGUCUGCUCGAGUGGGCACGAGACGCUGACCCUUCGCAUUUGAUGCGGGUUAUUGGUAAGUUAUUUCGCGACGACCAUUCCCAGGAGUGCACAUACGAUGCCCUAGACUUCCUGAGGGACCUCGGCAUGUACACAGAACUCAAGUACUGCCGGGAGCGCCUGCGUAGGGGUGAGGAGGCGUGGUUUGAGUGUAUGAUGAUGAAAAAGGAGCCUUGGGGAUGCAGGGGAUGUGACGGUUUCGUCUUGGUGUCUCAUCAGAAUCCCUCCAACGAGGAUAUCAUCUUUUUUCCGCAGGAAGGUAACGACGAGUGGAGGGUCGAGGAACCUGCAGCUCCUGAGGAUUGGGGUCAUCUCAUGGCAGAAACUGGUGUCACUAGUCCUCAGGGUUGGUGA